AUGGAAUUAAAAUAUAAUUUAAGCUUCUCAAGCACAGUUAAGGAAGAACGUUCCUCCGCAAUCCCACCAAUUCUCAAACUCUGCACUGCCCUACGUUUCUUGGCAGAAGGAAGUUACCAAAAGUGCAGUGGUAAUGAUUUUAAUUUAGGCCUUGCUCAGCCAACAGUUUCGGUAGUGUUAAAAGAAGUGCUAGACGUGGUAGAAGAACGUAUCUGUCCACAAUGGAUUAAGGCUCGUAUGACAAAUGAUGAGAUGAAUUUAUCAAAAAUUCAUUUUUACCAGAAAACCAGAUUUCCUGGAGUAAUAGGAUGCAUCGAUGGAACUCAUGUUCAAAUCAUAGCACCAAAAAAGAAUCUUCAACAUCUCUAUUUAAAUAGAAAAGGUUACUACAGUCUGAAUGUCAUGAUUGUUUGUGACUUCAAAAUGAAUGUGCGUUUCGUAGAUUCCAGAUAUUCCAGUGCUAAUCACGAUUCAUUCGUUUACAAUUUAAGUGAAUAUAAGGAAAUGUUAAAUGAAUUGGAUGAGAACACUUUUAUUUUGGGAGAUCCUGGAUAUCCUUUAGAGAAACAUCUAAUGACUCCAUUUUGA
Molecule: messenger RNA, 588 nt
Organism: Eupeodes corollae
Lineage: Eukaryota; Metazoa; Arthropoda; Insecta; Diptera; Syrphidae
Product: putative nuclease HARBI1
Exons: 3
Coding region: 1-588 (195 amino acids)
Source: RefSeq, a predicted model, not a curated record